CCACCACAACCACCACAGCCACAACCACAACCACAACCACAACUACACCCACACUGACGACUACGACCUGCAGCAACACCCAAAACCCAGCAGAAAAAUGUCGUCGUUUUUUUCUCGCUUCGGAGCGAGAAAUAAAUCGAGACUCACCAUCGCUAUCGAUGUCGAAGAGCCCGUGUCGUCGCCGAAGCUGAACAACACCACCACCAACAAGAGCGACAGCAGUAACAGCAGUAGCAACAGCGUUAGCACCGCCACCCACCGCUACACACGACAUAACUCGGUGCCUAACACACCCUCAACCAUCGUGCCAGCCGCGAAACUCUCGGUUCCGAUCGUCGACCCAUUACCACCGCCAAGCGCUUUUCGAACGAUAGAGCAAUUCCCGCUCUGCGUCGCAUACGUCCAAGCCAUCAAAACAUCGUCGCUGCCGGCAUGCACGCUUUCGUCCGAAAAGAUCCUGCGACAGCAGGAAGUCGAGAAGGCCGGCGGCGGCUCGAGACGCGGUCGCGCGAUUCACCGUCAUCACGUCUCGACGAAAUCGGCGGAUCUGGACUGGACGAAGAAGUUGUAUGUGCUGGUGCCAGGAAUUCUGCUGCAGUACUCAGGCGAAGGGAUGGAUGAUCGGCUGCCCGAGAAGGUGCUGCAGUUGACGGCGAGCUCACUGGCAUUCGCGAGCGAUGCGAUUCCAGGAAGACCGUGGGUGCUCCAGGUUUAUAGCAGUGCCGGAGAGGAUGGAAGCGGUGCGCUGGUUCCAGAGAAGAGGAAUGCGUUCAUCGCCAAAGUCACGUUCUGGGGGUCCAUGCGCAAUUGCGUUUCGGCCAUCCUCCUGGUGUUUGAGUCGGCGGAGGAUAUGGAUGGGUGGAUGGGCGCGCUGAGGAUGGAGGCGGCGAGGCUGGGAGGGAAGCCCUUGGUCAAGAAGGACAAGCCACUGCCGAAGAUACCCAGGACGUCGGUGGAUUUGGAGAUCGCGGCGGUUGAGCAGGAGGUUGAAGUUGAGGCCGAGAAGGAGGCUGAGGAAUUCGAUACGAGGUUCUCGAGGCGAAUCGUCAUCAACCGCGACGACAGCUCCAAGACCGAGUGGUCGUCUUCAGACGAGAAUGCGUCGAAGCGCGCGUCGACCUGUCGCAACUCGACGGACGCGGAGAGAUCAAUCAUCUCGCACGAUCAGAUCGUGCUGGAUCAGCUGCGCGGUUCGCGUUUGUCGCUACACUCUGGUGGAGACACCACGCGCGUCAUGACUGUGCAAAUGUCGCCGGACACUUCGCCCGAACGAUACUCGACGAAGAGCAGUCGGAAUUCCUACAAGAGACGGUCGCAGGCAGUGUCGACGCAAUCGCGGUCAUCGAUCGAACUGCGGCUGCCCCCGCAUGGUCUCAGCGCUAUCGAUAAGGACGGGAACCUCUACUGGAUCCCGCGCACGCCCUCACCGAGCAACAAAUUCGCGCUGCCGAGUUACCGGACACCGCGGACUUCGGCGAUCCUUCCCGUCCCUGCGGUUCCCAGUGCGUCGCGACCGUUGACCACCGUCAUCUCGUCCGAGCAGCUCGAGGAGUCGCAGACACCACGCGCAAGGCGUCCGCGUCCAGUGUCGAUACAGACGAUGUCGCCGUACCAAACCGCGUCACCGAAAUCGACGCCGUCACCUUCGACAAAACCGCGACCCGUAUCCAUGCUCGACUCUCCGUCGAAAUCCAACUACCACUACCGCACGCCAAAGUCGACGUCCGAGCUCCGCACGCCAAAGUCCUCGUCGGAACUGCUCACCACCGUCUCGGCACCCUCACCCGCCACGCAGCUACCAACGGUCUCGACACUCUCCCCGGUCACCAUCUCUCCCCGCCGCGUAAGCGCCGCAGCGGGUCUGCCGGGUCACCCGCCCCCAAUCACCAUCCCUUAUCGCUCGCGCUCCCUCCGCCGCCGCAGUCUGGGUGCCCUGGAGAACGAGCUCGCCCGCGGCGCGCCAAAGCAUCCUCCACCGAGCAUGCCACUGCCCAAGGUUCCUUCGCCGGUCGUCGAAAGCCUCGAUGUCCCCGUCGUAACCCGACUAUCGCAGAGUGUACCCCGCAGCACGGGUGGCAACUGGGGUGCAAUGGAGAAGCGUCGACGGCGGAGUCGGCAGCAACAGACGGGACUGGGCCUGGGAAUAUCAUUGGGCGACGAUGACAAUGAGAAGGAGAGGGAGCGGGCCGAGCAGAGGCACAGCUUUUGCGCGAAGGGGAGCCCGAGCGAGUUUGCGUAGAAUAAGUUUACUCGAUUUGUCUUGUCUUGUGUUUCCUGUGUUUCUUUGGGGUUUGGUGUUCCGGUUGUCUCUCCUGUUCCAUUUGUUUGAGGGGUUUUUCAUUUUCUUCUCAUUUGUUUGAUUUCAUUUGUGUUUUUUUUUUGUUUUGGGUAGGGAGUUUGUGGAUUUGUGGAUUUGAGGGGCGGACGGGGGUGGGGGCGGGAUAUCUAUUGCUGUAUUGUACAAAACAUCUGCUUGAAGUGUGCGUUUUUUGCUUUGUUUGGGGGUUCAUUUGUCUUUGGAUCGGAUGGUGGUGUGUACAGUAUAUCACCGUGCAUAAAUGUGGCGGUUGGGGUGACUGGAGUGGCUGGAGUGAUGUAAGGGGAGGGGAGUGGGAGUGGGAGGGGAGUGGGAGUGGGAGUGCGAGUGGAAGUAGCGAUAUCAAGGCUUGAAUGACAUUACACACAUGGG
Tricharina praecox is the source of this 2689-nucleotide messenger RNA. RefSeq lists its product as uncharacterized. Bases 98 to 2239 code for a protein of 713 amino acids. The transcript has a single exon. Lineage: Eukaryota; Fungi; Ascomycota; Pezizomycetes; Pezizales; Pyronemataceae. The record is from RefSeq and is a predicted model, not a curated record.